AUGGCCUCAAAAAAUCUAUCCAUUCUACCGGCGGACAUCAUGGAGUCCCAAUUGUCCGCAAUUGAUCUUCUAACGGCGAUGUUCCCAUCACCGGGCGAGCUGGAAAUCCCUGAAUCAACAACGCAGUGCGUCGAGAGACUCCGGGACUGGUGCCAGGACCCGACCUCCACGCCUUCCGGGAUACCAGAAUGGAUCCCCCAAAGUAUAUCCCUCGUCGUCUGUCUACCUAUUACAGACGGAGACAAAACAAUUCAAGUCAAUGUUUCCAUUCCCCUACAACGUGAGGAUUCGGAACGAGGCUGUGACCAGCCACCGCCAUUAGGCUACUCGCUUCGACAGCCGGACUGGAUGUCCAAAGCCGAGCUGGCUAGACUUGCCCCCUUAAUACCGCAACAUGAUGCUCUAGAGGCAUUUGAAUACAUCCAAGAAGAAGCUAGCCGCUUUCUGCAAGAUAAGCAUUUACAGUCACAAACCGCGACUUCAGAGGAAUGUUCCAGAGGGCCGCUCGUGAGAGUCUGGUUUUAUUUUCCCUCUCUAUCAACCCGUAAAAAGAGAGACGACAUGGUCAACCUUGCACCGGGGUAUUCGCUGACGGGCUUCGUGUUAGCGGGAAAGCCGGGUGUCUUAUGUCUCGAAGGCGCAUCGACGGAUAUCGAUGCCUAUAUGAGCUUCAUCAAAACACAUUCGUGGGGAGAUAUCCCCAGUCAUCAGAAAAAGGUCAGCGAGAGGUUUCGAGAGACAGAGAGUAUUCGGAGGGUGUUUUCGGGAAUGGAGGAAAUCACAGAUUCGCUAGGGGAAAGAGGCGGACAGCGGGCCAAUCGAGGGGAUAUGCAGGCAUUGGAGGCGUGGUUGGGAGCAAAAGGCUUACACGAGGCAUUUGAAAAUGUAAUCUUUUAG
Messenger RNA from Penicillium cinerascens, 897 nucleotides. RefSeq names its product DUF1115 domain protein. The coding region runs from base 1 to 897 and encodes 298 amino acids. The record is from RefSeq and is a predicted model, not a curated record. Lineage: Eukaryota; Fungi; Ascomycota; Eurotiomycetes; Eurotiales; Aspergillaceae. The transcript has a single exon.